AUGGCCAAGCGCUCACAUUCACCCAGCGCUCCUCAAGAUUCUGCCUUCCCUCUCGACUCUCUCACAAGCUCACCGUCACUGUCGUCAACGACCAGCGAGACGAAGCUGCCUUCGGACCGCAGCAAACUGCUUCACCGCGACACCGUUCCAUUCGUGGAGGUCAUGCACUGCACGUUACCACCGCAUCGAGAGACUGUCUCGUUUGCCUCAUACGAAGACUACGAAGUGCAUUAUCAGCAGACUCAUGUCAAUCGGUGUUCGCAAUGCAGCAAGAAUUUUCCAACAGCGCAUUUCUUAAAUCUCCAUAUUGAGGAGAAUCAUGAUCCGUUGGCAGCGGCGAGACGGGCUCGAGGCGAGAAGACGACUUACAAUUUCUACAUAAUCAAUGACGGCAUCGACAAACAGACCUCGCUCCUCCGGCCGCUGAACAAAAGCCACCGGCGUCGGAUCUCAUCCGCCUCCAUCUCGUCUAUCCAAGAAGGGCGGUUGCGACGCCGCAGUUCCGUCAGUCAAGCCGCGAAUCCGACAAACGUGACCAGCCCGGCCAGCCCGACUAGUCCGAAGAGGAUGGAGAUACGGCCUGGACCCCGGGUGGCUGAAGAUCGCUCCAUUGAUAUGGAGCUUGAUGGUCUCACGCGAUCUAUGUCUGCACUUCGGUUUGUGCCUGCGAGUGUGACGAGGAAUAGGGGCCAGGCCCAGGCAUCGAAGAAGGGGUGA
Penicillium diatomitis is the source of this 717-nucleotide messenger RNA. RefSeq lists its product as uncharacterized. The transcript is spliced from 2 exons. NCBI's taxonomy places the organism in Eukaryota, Fungi, Ascomycota, Eurotiomycetes, Eurotiales, Aspergillaceae. The record is from RefSeq and is a predicted model, not a curated record. Bases 1 to 717 code for a protein of 238 amino acids.